CUGUGUUGGAUUGGGUCCAACGAGUUGUCUGGCUGCCCCAAACGGAGAGGGACAGAGAAACAGCCGCAACUUACAGCGGCAGUCUCAUUCCAAGUGUACACCUCCCACCAGGGCGACCCAGCCUGAGCUGGGUAUAAAGAGAGGCUGCAGGCAGCAGAGAGGCGUCAGUCCCAGUUGUUAGUGCCUGGCUCUCACCCUCCCCCUUCUAACAGCUCGCCUCUUCAAAUCCUCCUGUCCCCUGCUGUCUCAGCGCGGAACAAGCUGCCAACACAUUCAGGGGAUCCCAUUGUCGUUUUGCCUCCGUUGGGCAGAAGGAGCCAGGAGAUCAGUUCAUGCCAACUCCUUAAAGAAACGAAACAAACCAAAGACCUGGAGGCGCCUUUCCGUCUCGACAGUGGGGGGUCGGCAGAGAUCUGGGGCCCCUCUCCCAUGGUGGUGCUGACAGGAGGAUGGGCUCUUUCCGCAGACCCAGACCUCGCUUCCUGAGCUCCCCGGUGCUCAGUGACCUACCCCGCUUCCAGGCUGCCAGGCAGGCAGCCCUGCUGGGUUCCAACCGAGCCUGGAACAGCGUCCACAAGGCAGUGAUCCGCGUGUUCCAGGGAGGAAGCUUGCAAGACAAUGAGCUGUUCUCUCUGAAUGAAAACAUAAGGCAACUGCUGAAGAGUGAAUUAGGUCCAUUCAUUACUGACUAUUUCCAGAUUUCUCUUUAUUUUUCUUAUUGGCAGAACCAUCUUCUUUCCAAAGGCUUGGUCUUGAUGGAAGAAAAAGUGCGAGUCUGUGAAGGUGAAAAUCUUUUGGAAGCUUUGACAAAUAGUUGGGAUAAUUUCUUCACUGAAAUCCUACCCAUGUUACAAGCCAUAUUUUACCCUGUGCAGGGGCAGGAGCUCACAAUCCGUCAGAUGGCCUUGCUCGGAUUCCGCGAUCUGGUCCUACUGAAGGUAGACCUGGAGCAGGUGCUCCACCAGCCUCACACUAGUGUGCCUCCAUCCAUCACCCAAAUGCUCCUAGUGCUUCAGGGAGCUCAUGAGCCUAAAGGCCCGAGUGAGGAAUACAUCCAGCUGGAGCGUCUGGUGCAGUUAGUUGUCUCCCCUUAUCUGGGCACCUAUGGACUGCUCUCCAGGGACAGGAAAGCUGUCGAUACAGUGCACAUACUUGGUCAAAGAUUUGCUGGACCUAGGUCAAAAUUGGUCGAUUUUAUGACUGGCAAGUGUGAAAUGAAUGCAUCCAAUGAGACUGUGUUGACGCCAUUAAUCGAGCAGGAAGGCGAGGCCUAUCUAGAGAAAUGUGGGAAUGUCCGACGUCACACAGUGGCCAAUGCACCCUCAGAGCUUCAGCUUUUGGCUAUGACCUCCAUGUUGAAUCCCGGAAUGGUGGAAGAACCGGACACUGAAGAGGAAUGUAUCCUGAUGCCAACUGGUCACAGACACUAUUCCAGCGAACCGAACAUCCCAGAACCUCAGUCUGAGGUGAUGGGAGUCUCACUGCAAGAGUCUUCUGACAUUAAGUGUACAGCGCUCGGCUAGACCACAAAGCCACCGCUUUGUUUUUGGCACAGUGUUAGUAUUCACAGAAGGAAGGAAUCCCAUUACCCUACAUGAGUCCGAUCACAGAGGGUCAAACGAUGAACAGACCCUCAACGGCCGAACUUCAUUCAAGCUGGUUAUGUGUGUCGGACUGGACCUCUGACCCAGGUCCUUCCUCUUAUCAUCUGAACAUACCUCAGAAAUCACGGCACAGAAAGGAUGUUAGCGUGUUGGGACUGGGUUACAGAUGCCCCGGUAAAAUUAAAGUUUAAAAGAUGAGUGUGGCAGUACGUUUGCACUGAAAGUAUCUAAUGAUUGAGACGAGUUCUGAACAUUGUUGCCUGAGAUUGCACUAUACUUGUCUCAUUGGUUAAAUACAGCCUAUCGAUCUUGUCUCUCCGAAACGUCGUCACAUCUGUUCACCAUCGAACCUGUCUUUUACAGGCAGCUUGGCAGAACUGACUUUCAUAAGGGGAUUCCAAAUCAAUGUGAGUUCCAUAAUGCUGGGGGAGUGCUCCCUCUAUGCACUGUGCGCACUGAAGUGAGUGGUAUUCCUCGUACUUUUUGAGGAGAUCUUGAUUAUUUGUUUACAUGUAGCACCCUAAGGAAACUAGGAGCUGUGCCAACCGUCCCAGUGUGUCACAAACACUUCGCAAAAUGCACAAGUAAUGGAGGGGGAAUGCCAACCCGUCUGGUUAGAUGUGUAAUUUGGAGGGUACUGGCAAUACUGGAAUAAUUCCUAAACGGCAAGCUCUUUAAAAUUAGCUCACUUCACCUCACAACCGUAGUUUUAACUCUGAACACACUGACCCACUGCUCUGCCGAUUCCUUCACAGAUGCUCUCUUCAAACCUAAUUUCAGGUUUCCUUUUAUGUUUUUUUUUUAACGAAUAAACUGUGGAUUUUUUUUUGUUGUUUUUUUUGGUGUGGUCGUUCAUUCAUCUGUUGCCUCCCCGAAGGUGGAGGGAAAUAUAACUCUCAAAAAGGGUGGGGGGGGGGGGGCGGCCUCACCACAUCAGUGGAAGGCAAAGUGAAGAGGUUCGGAAAAACAACGAUACAAAUUAGCAGCAGCUCACCCCCACAAACUGCGCGGUGCCGACAGUAAGAACAUGACUUCAUUGCUCACCUCUUAAGCCCACUGGUGAGAAGACUAGACUUGCAUAGUCACGUGCCAACCGGCAGUGAAGGAAACAGAUUUCUUUUCAGUGGGGGAUGAAGGGAAAUGGGGACGUGGGGAGGACAGUAGAGGUGAGGCCGCGAUCAUCAGCCAUGAUACUAAUCAGUGGCCAGCAGGCCCCAAGGGGGUGAGUUGCCUACUCUCGCUCCUGCUUCUCCUUCUUACUGGGGACGUUGAAGGGGUGCUGAGGGCAAAUGAGCUUCCCUUACAUGGGGCAUGGGGAUGGUAACACCAGGAUUAAGCAGGCUAGGACCAAGGUCCCAUUGGAAAGGAGUGCAAUCAUAAUAGUGUUCUGGAUUGAUAUGGCACCUUUGGUGUAAUAAAACACUCAAAGGCACUUUGCAGGAGCAUUAUAAAACUUAAGUAUCACACUGAACCAUAAAAGGAGACAUUAGGGCAGAUGACAAAAAAAGAUUGGUCAAUGUGGCCGUUAAGGAAUGUCUUAAAGGAGAAACGUGAGGUUUAGGAAGAUGUCUCCAAAACAUACGGCCUAGGUAACUCUAGGCCCAGCCAUGAUGAUUGGGAAUGCACAAAGGAGCAGAGUAAGAGGACGCAAUGAAUUUAAACUGAUACAUGGGAGGGAGGGUGGAUAGCCUCAAUUGGAAAAGUAACAUAGCUAAACGUUUGAGAAGAAAUGUAAGAGAAAUGGGACUACAUUAUGAUUUGGAGGUGCCAGUGUUGGACUGGG
Molecule: messenger RNA, 3387 nt
Organism: Chiloscyllium plagiosum (whitespotted bambooshark)
Lineage: Eukaryota; Metazoa; Chordata; Chondrichthyes; Orectolobiformes; Hemiscylliidae
Source: RefSeq, a predicted model, not a curated record